AGCUGCCUAAGUAAUAGUAAGGACAUGGAGUCUCCAUUUGAAACGCUUGAAACAGCUGCUUGGAUUUGUGAUUGCUGCUUUUCUAACUGUAAGCAGUAGUGCGCAAACUUUUAUUACCAGAUAUUAACGUUAGAAAUUAACUUUUAUAUUAACAGGUGUUUUUAAUGUAAUAGCGUUUUUUGGCUAACUACAUGAUCUGAAACCAACAUAAGACCACGCCCAUUGAUGCGUUUGAUUUGGCAGAGCUGCUUACAUUCAGACUUGGUUAACAUUUAUAUAUUUAGCUAAAUCGGGACUUUUUUUUUGCUAAAUCUAGGAAAAAAUACGCGAUUUACAUUAAAUCCAGUGGGGGAAAAAAACUGUUAACAUUGGUGCUUUUUAACUUGUCGCGCCAUAUAUGGAGGCCGCCAUUUCAGCUGUUCACUGCAGUUUCACGGACAGUCGACACUUCAAACAUAAUUGCCAAUCACCAAUGCCCUCGCCUGUGGAGAGUUUAUAUUCUGGCUACACAGUGAACAUGGCAUGCUGUUGGCACACUCUCGGUGUGCUUCUCUGUGUCGCUGUCUUGGCAGUCUACACCCAGAUGCUUGGGGGUCUUCAAGACGUUUCUACAGACAGAGAGGAUGUGCAGAGGGCAGCCAGGUUUGCUGUCGCUGAAUACAACAAAGCAUCCAAUCAUCCGUAUUCCAGCAAGAUGAUCCGGAUUGUCUCAGCCCAAGUACAGUUUGCAUGUUUCAACAGGUGGUUGCUGGAUUUAAAUUUUACCUGCAUAUUCAGAUGGGACGCACUACACAUGGCUGUCAUAAUGAGGAAUUCACAUGCAGAUUUGUGGUCUUGGAGGUUCUCUGGAAAAACCUAACGGAGCUCCUGGAUACAAAGUGCAAUAGCCUGCCAUAAACGGGAGGGGAACAACUUUAGCAGUGGUUAAAUAACCAGCAAUGUAUAUUGUUGUUCUGUCAGUAUCCUUGCAAGAGUUUAAAACUUACUGUAUAUUAAGCCUUUCUGCCACCUUUACAGUUGUGACUUGUUAAAAGCAUUAGGGUUCUGAUUUAUAACGGAAGUGGUAACCUCCACUAUCAUAAAUUAAUGUAUAUAUUCCUUCAAUUAAAACCACUGUGGUAACAUAGCAGUACACUUUUAGGUGUCUCUUCUCCGUUGAUAUUAACUUGAGUUGCCCAUGAUGAGAUGUUUCCCCUUCAUUGUGAAUGGUGACCUCUGGAUACUGUUAUUCAAUGACAAGCACAUUAAACCAUGUACUAUAAAAUGUGACCUAUAAAGAUGUAAUCCUUGUGAAUAACCAUAUAUGUAGUUAACUUCAUUAAAACAUUAUGGACAAAAGAUAAGAA
Molecule: messenger RNA, 1346 nt
Organism: Acipenser ruthenus (sterlet)
Lineage: Eukaryota; Metazoa; Chordata; Actinopteri; Acipenseriformes; Acipenseridae
Product: cystatin-like
Exons: 4
Coding region: 398-859 (153 amino acids)
Molecular function (GO): cysteine-type endopeptidase inhibitor activity
Source: RefSeq, a predicted model, not a curated record